ACCGUCAUCACAUCCUCUUUUAAUUGGAAUUUGGAGCAAAAUAUUUCUAACAUAAAAUAUUCUCUGCGUGUUGGACGCAAGAAAUUGGUGCGUUUUGAGCAGAGAUGGGUUCUUUAAUGGCCGGAUGGGACUCACAUGUCCGUGAUCCUAAAGCUGAGACAUAUCAGAGGAACAGAUCAUUCACCAAAGGCGAGAUCGACGCUUACUGGCGAACAAAGAAGAAAAUAGAGGAAGAACAUCUGAAAGCCAUUUCUGACACAUCAGAUGGCAGUCAGGAAAGCACCUUCAAAGAGGAGUCUGCAGGAGUAAAACUUCAGAGGUCAAGUUCCUUGCCCCUAGCCAACACAAAGGAGCGGUUCAUGGAAAAUAUCAUUGAAACUGGAACAGACUUGGAGAAGCUUUUACAGAAAACUGGCUGGUGGACAAGGAGCAACUGGGCAUAUCUGAAUGAACCUCCAGUAAUCGGACCGGAAGGCGCCUCCCACAAGUUCGCAGCUCAGUUCCAUGUCGCUGGCUUGUCAGCCUCCAAGGCAAACCCCCGUGCUGAGAUCACUACAUGAUCUACUUGAAGUUUCCCCACCGACUUCCAACUUGGGGAAAUGUUUGUACAUAUUUGUAUUCCAAUGUGUGUUCAAGGGUUUCGAACUACAAGUCUCUGAUGUUGAAGCUAUAAAUUAAAGCCAUGAACCACUUCAGUCAGGGGAUGUACAUGCAUAAGAGUCGAUGAUGUGUGUGGAGGAUUUACUUGUGUUACUAAUUUUGGAUGUGUAUGUAAUAGUAAUCAAAUGAUGACAACAUUUUGUGUUUGAAAUAUAGGAAAUUUGGUGGGGUGUCGAGUGGAAUGUAUUGUUGGUCCAUUCCUACC
Vitis riparia (riverbank grape) is the source of this 865-nucleotide messenger RNA. RefSeq lists its product as uncharacterized. Lineage: Eukaryota; Viridiplantae; Streptophyta; Magnoliopsida; Vitales; Vitaceae. The record is from RefSeq and is a predicted model, not a curated record. The coding region runs from base 105 to 560 and encodes 151 amino acids. The transcript has 4 exons.